Messenger RNA from Diaporthe amygdali, 372 nucleotides. RefSeq lists its product as uncharacterized. Lineage: Eukaryota; Fungi; Ascomycota; Sordariomycetes; Diaporthales; Diaporthaceae. The transcript has a single exon. The record is from RefSeq and is a predicted model, not a curated record. The coding region runs from base 1 to 372 and encodes 123 amino acids.
AUGCAAAUCACCUCUAGCUGCACCGCCUUUCUUCUUGCCAUCGCUGGCGUCGAAGCUGCUGGCUAUAUUGCAUUCUAUAGCGACUCUGGAUGUAAUAACCAAGUCGGCUCGGUUCACUACUCUCUACACAACAAUGGUUGCUUCGCCAAUGGAGGCAGCUACAUGAAGGUUGUCUCCGGCGAGGACGACCCGACCCAGGGCCAUAAUUUCGUCCUCACUCAGAGCAAGGCUUCUGGAUGUACCGGUGGUGUUCAGCUUGCCAACACCUACGACGGACAGGCGGUCAACGUCUGCAGAAACCUCGGAGGCGAUGGCUACAUUACUGGCGGCAACGGUCAAGACCAUCCUUACUCCGUGCGCCUUACGGAAUAA